UCGGGACAGAGGAGGGAGCUGCGUGGUCUCUCCGCACUCUGGCUGUGACCUCGAAGGCAAAGCGAAUGGUUUCGGCGGCCGGUUAAUAGAUUCCUGACUGUCAGACUUGUCCACGAAGUGAACUGUGAAGGCUGCUUUUCUGUCCUAAAACUGGGGAGCUGUUUGGUGUCAUGAAGGUCUUCUGCGGGCGGGCCAACCCGACCACGGGGUCCGUGGAGUGGCUGGAGGAGGAUGAACACUAUGAUUACCACCAGGAGAUUGCAAGGUCAUCCUAUGCAGAUAUGCUGCAUGACAAAGACAGAAAUGUAAAAUAUUAUCAUGGCAUCCAGGCUGCUGUAAGCAGGGUGAAGGACAAAGGGCAGAAGGCCUUGGUUCUUGAUAUUGGCACUGGCACAGGUCUCUUGUCAAUGAUGGCAGUCACAGCAGGUGCCGACUUCUGUUAUGCCAUUGAGGUUUUCAAGCCUAUGGCUGACGCUGCUGUGAAGAUUGUAGAGAAAAAUGGCUUCAGUGAUAAGAUUAAGGUUAUCAACAAGCAUUCUACUGAGGUGACCGUGGGGCCAGAUGGUGACAUGCCAUGCCGUGCUAAUAUCCUGGUCACAGAACUCUUCGACACAGAACUGAUUGGGGAGGGGGCGCUGCCCUCCUAUGAACACGCACAUAGGCAUCUCGUACAGGAAAAUUGUGAGGCUGUGCCUCACAGAGCAACCGUCUAUGCUCAGCUGGUGGAGUCCAGAAGGAUGUGGUCGUGGAACAAGCUCUUUCCCAUUCAUGUUCAGACCAGCCUUGGAGAGCAGGUCAUUGUCCCUCCCUUGGAACUGGAAAGGUGCCCUGGUGCACCCUCAGUCUAUGACAUUCAGCUGAACCAGGUAUCGCCAGCCGACUUCACUGUCCUCAGCGAUGUGCUGCCUAUGUUCAGUGUGGACUUCAGCAAGCAAGUCAGUAGCUCGGCAGCUUACCAUAGCAGGCACUUUGAACCUCUGGCAUCUGGCCGAGCUCAGGUGGUUCUCUCCUGGUGGGACAUUGAAAUGGAUCCUGAGGGGAAGAUUAAGUGCACCAUGGCCCCUCACUGGACACAGUCAGACUCAGAGGGGCUCCAGUGGCGGGACCACUGGAUGCAGUGUGUGUACUUCCUGCCACAAGAGGAGCCUGUUGUGCAGGGCUCAGCCCUCUGCCUGGUAGCCCACCACGAUGACUACUGUAUAUGGUACAGCCUGCAGAGGACCAGCCCUGAAAAGAACAGCAAAAUCCACCAGAUGCGCCCUGUGUGUGACUGCCAGGCUCAUCUGCUUUGGAACCGGCCUCGGUUUGGAGAGAUCAACGAUCAGAACCGAACUGAUCAAUAUGUCCAGGCCCUGAGGACCGUGCUGAAGCCUGGCAAUGUGUGCCUCUGCGUCAGCGAUGGCAGCCUGCUCUCCGUGCUGGCCCAUCACCUCGGGGCAGAGCAGGUAUUUACAAUUGAGAGUUCAGCAGCUUCUCAUAAGCUGAUGAAAAAAAUCUUCAAGGCUAACCAGUUGGAAGAUAAAAUUAAUAUCAUAGAGAAACGGCCAGAGUUACUAAAGAAUGCAGACUUGGAGGGCAAAAAGGUCUCUCUCCUCCUGGGUGAGCCGUUCUUCACCACCAGCCUGCUGCCAUGGCACAACCUGUACUUCUGGUAUGUCCGGACUGCCGUGGACCAGCACCUGCAGCCUGGCGCCGUGGUGAUGCCCCAGGCUGCCUCGCUGCACGCUGUUGUUGUAGAGUUCAGGGACCUGUGGCGGAUCCGGAGCCCCUGUGGUGAAUGCGAAGGCUUCGAUGUGCACAUCAUGGAUGACAUGAUUCAGCGUGCCCUGGACUUCAGGGAGAGCAAGGAGGCCGAGCCCCACCCAUUGUGGGAGUACCCUUGCCGCAGCCUCUCUGAGCCCUGCCAGAUGCUGACCUUUGAUUUCCAGCAGCCAGUCCCCCAGCAGCCUGCGCGAGCUGAGGGCUCCAUGGAGCUGAGGAGGCCUGGCAGGAGCCACGGGGCCGUCAUGUGGAUGGAGUACCACCUGACCCCUGAUUGCACUGUCAGCACCGGCCUUCUGGAGCCUGCAGAAGACAAGGGGUACUGUUGCUGGAACCCCCACUGCAAGCAGGCUGUGUACUUCUUCAGCACCACUCUGGGUCCCAGAGAGCCGCCAGGCGGCCCCCGGGCAGUAAGCUAUGCUGUGGAGUUUGAUCCCCACACUGGAGACCUCACCAUGGAGUUCCGAGCUCUGGCCUCAGUGCAGCACUGGCCUAUCAGCAUUGGCCUAGACACCAGGCUCCUGUCUAGAGGAUGGGGAAGAGCUGUCUCCAAUCAGUUCUGAGACGCAGACCCAGGAGACUGGUUGCCAGAAAGGGGAGUAAGGAAGUAUAGCCCUUUCGCAUGUGUCAGAGGCCCCCAUGGCCAUCAGAAGUCUGGGCAAGCUGGCCUCAUUGGCUCAUGCCUAUAAUCCUAGCACUCUGGGAGGCCGAGGCAGGUGGAUUGCCUGAGCUCAAAGGUUCAAGACCAGCCCAAGGCAGAUCGAGACCCCGUCUCUAAAAAUAGCCAGGCAUGUGUUGGGUGCCUGAGUUCGGGUACUUGGGAGGCUGACGCAAGAGAAUCGCUUGAGCCCAAGAGGGUGAGGUUGCUGUGAGCUAUGAUACAAUGGCACUCUUACCAAGGGUGACAAAGUGAGACUCUGUCUCCAAAAAAAAGUCUCUGGGCAGAUGGGGUACAGUGCAGAGCCACUCCAGCCCAGCCUUGCUUCAAGGGACAGCCCAAGAACCCUGUGGUGGCCAUGAUGGACUUUUAUUUUCUCCCGCACACUCAAAUGCCCUUUUGUUGUUUAUAUCCCAAUUCUCAGAGGAAACAGGAGGUACCUAGUAAGAGAACCCAAAUGGCCUGGGGUCCUAUUAUUUCAAGGCAGACUUCGGCUGUGCCCAUCCAGAAAGGCUGUUCCCCUUAGCAGUCCCCCCACAGCCUGCCCAACCCCAGCUUAUUGCUGAAAUAAGUGGCAAACACCAGCCUUUAGCCUCACAGUUUUAUUUUCACCUCAGUAUCCAUCUUUCCUUUCAGCACCAAUAAAGGGAAAAAGAAAAACUUCCUUGUUUUUAAAAUAUUUUGUCAGGUGUAAAGAUUGUUUUUCUUCUAGGGAAGAAUUGUUUAGAUAUAUAUUUGAUAAUGUGUUUACCAAAACCUUAGGUGUGCUUACCAUAUAAAAAUCCCUAAUGUCCCAUGAGGAUACAAUACAGAAAAAAACAAAUUUUAAAAAGUUUUUUUUUCUUUUUUAUAACAGUAUUUCUAAAUCUCAGCAAGUUAAUAUAAUAGUUAAAAAGCAUCAAGAUUAAUAUCCAUACUUAAAACUUAAUGUGAUUUUGGACAAAUGAAAUAAACAGUGCCUUUCUAAGCUGACUCCCCGCCUCAUGGCUUCUCUUGAGACUGGGCCCAGGGCAGGCACAGAGGCUUAGUUAAGAUCUGGGUGAUCCCCAUGUCCACCCCUUCUCAGACCUUAAACGCCAUAGAAUCUGAGAUCUGGCAAUCUUUUGUUUCUUUUUUUAAAAAUCAGAGUGGAAAAGCCUGCCUUGUAUACAAGCCCUGGGAGGCCACAGCCAUACCACGUGGAACAUGUGGUUGGGUGGUUGUGGCCUUGGUGUUGAAGGAAGUGUGAGGGAGGCAGGAUGUCCCUGCUCUGGAUGCCAGGACCUGUGCAGGCAGAGGCGACCUGUGGUAACAGUAAAUGACUGAGGCACAGGGCAGUAUGACUUGCCUAAGGCCGCCCUGUGAGCUGGGGGGAGAGAAGCGCGUGGCCAGACUCCCACAUUUGCUUCUGAGAGGGAGGCUGCCCAGCCAACAGGAGCUGUGGUGGCGUCUGGUCUAGUGGCCUGAGUCUGGCCACUCUUCAUGUAGGGAGUCAGCCUGCCCAUGUGGAGUCCUGGCUGCCCUGGGGGCGGGGCUUAGCCACGGCCUGCGAGGCCAGAGCCUUGGAUGGGGACGGACAGAGCACCCGGGCAGGGCUCCCUUGUCAUCAUCAUCAUUGUCAUGAGCAGCCUCUUCCUGGCUCUGGACUCUGGGGAGCAGGCAGGGACCUGGCACCAGGGGUGCUCCCCAGGCCAGGUGAAUUCAGACAAACCAGCGUCACCAUGGAUACAUGUCCUCAUGUAGCUACCCAGGCUCUGCAGCAGCAUCCUUCUCCAGCAUGGGGCCUGGUGUCUGGCUGGCUGCUUGGCCUCCUGAGUCCCUCUUGCAGCUGGGUGGGUGACAAGGCACAGCAUCAGUGCACCAGUGCCAGGAGGCUGAUGGUUGGUCCUGGUGCUCUCUCCAACCUCGCCAGGCAGAGCUGGCUCUGAGCCAGGCUGGAUGCAAGGUCAGGGCAUUGUAAGGAGGGGAGACUGGUGGGGGUUAUCAAAAGUCCCUUAAGUUGGAGCCUCACACCUUGAAACAGACAAAACCCUCGCUGGGGAGCAACCCCUAUUGUCUGUUAAAGGCAGGCGGGCAGAGGCAGUACUGCCAAGGAGACCUGGGAACUGCAGGCCUCCCUAGGUCCAGAGGCAGAUGGGGGACUGUGGGCAGUUGGCCAGCUCUGCCACACCGAGCCUAUAGGCCCGGGGCUGGCCCUUGUUGCCCAGUAGCAAGGUGGCUCUGUGCCUGGAUGCCAACCACUCCCUGCCUGGGUGAGCAGUGGCCAUCGGCCUUGCCACCCACCUCUUCAGAGCCUUGGUGUUGGUUGGGGUGGCUGUUGAGGAUAGGCCUGGGGGGCCAGAGCUGCAGCCCCAUCUGGGGGCAGGCAGGUGGUUCCUGAGCUCAGCCGGCACAUGGGUGGGGGCAGUCCCCAGGAAAUGAUUGGUCCCGAACCAGAGAGACCUCCGGAGGGCAGAAAGAAGAGGAUGUGUUGGUUUUGAUAGAAGAGAAGAAGCUACAAAUCUAUUGUUUUCAAAAUCAGGACCACCUCCCCCCCCUUUAUGCUGUGAGUCCUCUUCUUCCUGUAAAAAAAAGUGGAUUCUCUUUCGGAUUCCCUGUUUAUGGCUCCAUUGCCCAGAUCAGAGUCUCCUAGAGGAGGCUCUAGGGCGGCCAGAGCCAGCUGGACCCUGUUGUGCCUGGGCGGGGAAGGGACCCUGUUUCAGGAAGAGCAAAGUUCUGUGAGUGACUUGUAGACCCUUCAAAGUGAAGGGUUGAUUUUGUUUUUAAAUUAUUCUGUUUUCUUUUUAAAAGUAAUCGCCCUUGAAUGCGUGACCCUGGGAAGAGCCUUGGGCUGGCUGGUAAAGCUACAGCCUUCAGGUCCCUGCGGUGAGCCAUCCCAGGCUGGAGGUGGGAGAGCUGGCGGCCGUGCCCAAGAAGUGCUUCUUUGGCUGUUUCUGAUUGUGUUUGGAGUUUGGCCUUGGGUGAGGCCCGAGCAAGGGGUCUAUGUGGCUACAGCGUGGCACGUGGCAUGCGGGCAGCGUGCAUGCGAGGGUGUAGGCAUGCGAGACAACAUUGGCAGCAGACAAAA
Messenger RNA from Nycticebus coucang (slow loris), 5465 nucleotides. RefSeq names its product protein arginine methyltransferase 7 (gene PRMT7). Gene Ontology annotation, biological process: peptidyl-arginine methylation. The record is from RefSeq and is a predicted model, not a curated record. The transcript has 19 exons. Lineage: Eukaryota; Metazoa; Chordata; Mammalia; Primates; Lorisidae. The coding region runs from base 171 to 2324 and encodes 717 amino acids. Gene Ontology annotation, molecular function: protein-arginine N-methyltransferase activity.